This is a messenger RNA of Astyanax mexicanus (Mexican tetra), 3947 nucleotides long. It is a transcript of the gene stx19, whose product is annotated as syntaxin 19. Gene Ontology annotation, molecular function: SNARE binding; SNAP receptor activity. Gene Ontology annotation, biological process: exocytosis; intracellular protein transport; synaptic vesicle fusion to presynaptic active zone membrane. Lineage: Eukaryota; Metazoa; Chordata; Actinopteri; Characiformes; Acestrorhamphidae. The record is from RefSeq and is a predicted model, not a curated record. Gene Ontology annotation, cellular component: SNARE complex; synaptic vesicle; endomembrane system. The transcript is spliced from 2 exons. Bases 399 to 1286 code for a protein of 295 amino acids.
UCUAGCGGUGGCAGGAGGUGUGGUUGAAAACUAGCUCCACAAGAUUUCCCAGCAGUCUGGACUGUAUAACUGACACUGGCUGAGUUAAGGCAGACAUUUUUACCUCUGGGAGUUCCUCUAAAUCCAGGCUGGAGCUGGGAAUGCCUCGCUACGAUCCUGAUUGCUACAAAUUGACUUUAAGUAAAGUUACUUUUACUAUUUUUUGAAGAUAUCCAAGGUGGCAUAGAAGUGUGGGCUGAAAUCCAGGGCAGCUCAUGAUGAUGCAGCAUGAUUCAGUUCUCCAGGACCUGAGGGAUAAGAGAACACAGGCUGGAUGACAUUUCUCACAAGAACGCAUCUCAGCCUCAAACCUGCUCUGAUUGCAUUCUCACCAACAGCUCCCUCUCUAACUUGCAGCCAUGAAGGACCGCAUAGACGAGCUGCUUCAGCAAAUGAAACGCAUCGAGAGAGAACGGGAUGAUGAUUAUUUUACACAAGAUGAGGAAGAAGACCCAGAAUUCUCAGUUGCUCUGCAGGCUGUGGUGUUCGAGGCUGAGCCUGUACUGGACAACUUCCUGGAGGAGGCCAAGCGUGUUCGGGACAGCCUUGAAGACCUGGAGGCUGAAGUGAAGAAAUUCAGCCAACAACAGAGGAACCUGGUGGCCACCAUGCGGCGCCUCAGUGUCAUGAAAAAGGAGAGCAGCAUCACGCGGGACAUCAAGCUGCAGGCUGAGAGUCUGCGCAAGAGGCUGGAUGCCCUGUCUAAACAGGCCAAGCAGAGUGAAGCUGAACUGGGCCCAUCGGCCGCCACAGCCCGCAUCCAGCAGGCACAGCACGCAGCGCUCUUCCGCCAGUUUCAGCAGGUCAUGCGCCAAUACAAUGACUCGCUCCUCAGCAAGCAGGACAAGUGCAAGCAGUUCAUCAUCCGGCAGCUGGAGGUGUCUGGCAGAGAAGUAUCAGAGGAAGAGGUGGAGAACAUGGUGGAGCAGGGCAAGUGGGACGUCUUCAACGAGAACAUCCUGCUGGACCUCAAGAUCACGAGAACCCAGCUGUCCGAGAUAGAGCAGCGCCACAAAGAGCUGGUCACGCUGGAGAGUAACAUGAAGGACCUGAGAGACCUUUUUCUAGAUGUGUUCAUGCUUGUGGAAGAGCAAGGAGUACGAAUUAAUAACAUACAGGCCAACGUAGAGAAUACUCAAGACUAUGUGAUGGCCACUAAUGAAAAGUUCAAAAUGGCCUCUAGAUACAGGAGGAAGAACCCUCUAAGAAGACUCUGCUGCUGCUGCUGCCCAUGGAGAUGUCGAUAGCAUAGAAAAAAAAUCAGUGUUGAUUAAACCCAAAAGGAAUCACUGGAACGUAUAAAACCUGUCUGUAAUAAAAAAAACAGUGUUUUUCUCCACUGAAAGUCUGAAAAGAAUGUAGAGCAUUGAGGAUUGGAUCAGUGUGAUAGUAUAACUAAUCACAUGUAGCUAAUCACUUAAAAGUCUUUAAAAAAAACCCAUCACAAUCACAAAUUGUCUUAUUUAUUAAUACAUUUAUUUAUAAGAGAGGUGUGUUUUAAGUCUACACUGCUUGAGGAGAGAGAUGGUCAAAAUCUAAGCACAUCUCAGCUUUAAAUUUUUAAAGUGAUGUUAUGAAAUACAACAAUAGCCCUAUCCGGACAGGAUUAGUUCCUCAGGGGGACAUCUGUGAAUAAUAUUUCACACUUCUAUUCAGUGAUAAAACUCUUGCAUCCGGACUGCAAUUGAAAAAACAGGAGGACAGUGAGUUGUUUGGCUUUCUUGGUCACAUGACAUCGCGUUCAGUAGCUCCUCCAUUUCCACUCGCUGUUGUGUUUACGUGGAUCUCCGUGGAAACAUGCACCCAAAGUGUAAUUACGAUGCGUGGCAGUGGACAAAGAGCUAUUUUAUUAAACGCAAGAUGAUGAGACUAAAAUUACCAGAGGACCACAGAGUUCAGCACAGUAGGCAAUUCAGCCUAUAAUUUUCUCAGAGGACGUCUAAGAAAAACACAUACAUGGUCAUUCUGGACAGGAAUAAAAUCACAGAGGACCCCCCAUAAAAGAGAAAAUUACCCCAGGACCCCUUGAGAAAGUAAUUCUGUCUGGAUAGGGCUAAAGAAUGUGUUUACAAGUCUUCCAAAAUUAGUUAAUCGGUGAUUUACUGCAGUUCUCUGAAUAUUUCGAGAAGUCAUGUAAACUGCAUACUCCAAUUUCUUUGAUUAGAAUCACAUCUAGAAAUCCUAUUAAGAUUUCUUCUUAGUAAUCACAUUUCUCUGUCCAUGUAUACUCUUAACCAGAGUAUUCACAGAUACCACAGUCUGUGUCUGCGUGAAACAACGCUGUGUUUAACACAGCACCCACAAGAUGGCAACAAAUCACUUUUGGAGACACUCUGAAACUGAAGAAUUUCAAUAAUCUUCAUUUUCUAGCAUAUGUAUGUUCAUAUUGCGUCUCAAUGUGUGUAACGUACUUAAAUACCAAUAUUUAAAUAAAAUAGUUUUUAUUUAAGAUUUUACAUGAUUAUUAUAUCAUGUUAUAUAUGAAACACUGGUUUUAAAGCAAAAAUCCAUUUAUUGCUUUAAAACCAGCUGGCACACAACCGACCUUCAACAUUGAAAUGUGGUUGAAAUAUGAUUGAAGUACUGUCUGUUGUUGUUUCAAUGUUAAAUGGUUGUGCAAACGUACACAAAUUAACGUUGAAUCAACAUAAUGUCCUUAACCUUCUGCCUUUUGAAUUAUUUUUUACAUUUUACAUUUCAUCCCCAUACAAUUUCAAAAAACGGUUGAAUGGAGGGAAUGAAAAAGUGUUUUUACUUCCAUUUGCAGUUUUCGCUUUUUAAUUUGGCACCAAUUGGUCAUCAUACCUGUGAGUAUGUUCAUGUUUUUUUUAGUUUUACUGUUGUGUUUUUAAGAUCAGAUGUUAAAUCAGAUGUAAGUUUAUUGUCAACGCUCUGUAAACCAUAGGAUUUUCUAGUUUUAGUGAACUAUGGUUUAUUAAAGGUUGAACAUACAACGCUGACUUCGUUUUCAAAAUCAACACCAAAUCCAAUGUUGAUUCAACCAUAACAUCAAUGUUGAUUCAAACUCAGAGUUUUCCCAUUGACUGAUAACCUAUAAUUUCACGUAAAUACAGUGAUCAGAUUACUGAAAAACUGUGAUGUUCUGCAGUAGUCAGAUUAUAAAUUGCAUGCAAAUGCACUUAAUUAUGAGAGAAGGUUGUGCCCCAGCCUCUCCUACUUCAGUUAAAUUAUACAUAUACAUCAUUAUCACAAUAUUGGACUUUGUGGGCCAUCUGACUUUUCACUGUUAUUUAUUUUUUUUAUUGUGUGCUGUGAUCACUUUGAACAAUCUCAGCUGUUCCAGACAAGAUCCAAUCUGUUUUUAUUCAAUCAAUGAAAGAGUUAAUAGAAAUAGUCUUUAUCAUGCAGCCCAAAUAUGCCACGUGUACACAACCCUGUAUUUAACAAUGUGUCAAAGAGUGAUACAGCCCUAUUUGAUUUCUUUUAUUUUUUCCUGUCUUUCUCUAUGUAGUUUCACAAUUUACCUAAAAAAAAAGGCUUUCGCUGAACAAAUAUGACUAAUAUAUUGUAAAACAGAACAAUAACAUGAACCAAUGAAUUGAAAUGAAUUUCUAAAACUUUCUAGGUCAAGAAGAAGUAAUAAUAGAGUAAUAAUCUCAUACAUGUCUUUCUUUAUUUGACCACAGUAAAAUCUCCAUUAUUCAUUCAGCUUCAAAGAGUGAAACUGGUACGUCACAUGACAGACGGCGUAUUGAGGACACGUUAGUCAGCAGUGCAGGUGUCUAAUGUCAGGGAAAACAUUCACAAGUGGGGAUCUGGGUGUGUCUCGUUUUCUGUCCGACACCUGUUUGGCAGGAAUCUAAGGAGAACAAUAUUGUUCAGAUACCGCAGGAUAAAGGUCAGUGCUGCUGUGUUUACCCAGGGUCAAUAAACAAAUUUACCAUUAA